Messenger RNA from Dichomitus squalens LYAD-421 SS1, 1611 nucleotides. RefSeq lists its product as uncharacterized. Gene Ontology annotation, molecular function: glycerol-3-phosphate O-acyltransferase activity; glycerone-phosphate O-acyltransferase activity. The transcript is spliced from 10 exons. The record is from RefSeq and is a predicted model, not a curated record. Gene Ontology annotation, cellular component: endoplasmic reticulum membrane. Gene Ontology annotation, biological process: phospholipid biosynthetic process. NCBI's taxonomy places the organism in Eukaryota, Fungi, Basidiomycota, Agaricomycetes, Polyporales, Polyporaceae. Bases 1 to 1611 code for a protein of 536 amino acids.
AUGGCGGCGUUGGCAGGAUCCCCAACGCCAUGGGCCUAUAUGUUCAUCCGUUUGCUCUUCAAGUUUGUGCUCAAGAUAUUUUACGGGACCAUCGUUGUGGAGAACGUGGAUAAUAUCCCACCGAGAGGCGUGCCUUGCAUAGUAUGUGCUAACCAUAGCAACUCUCUGACUGAUGCGCUGCUUCUGGUCACUUCUAUUCCAUCAAGGAAACGAAACCUCCUCAGGCUCACGGCGAAAUCGACUCAGUUCGGGAGAAAGACCUUCACCAGCUGGCUUAUUGAGUCUGCGGGCACCGUCCCAAUCAAGAGACGCAAGGACUUUGGAGACCAACAAGUGGACAAUUCCAAUGCUAUGCAGUUUCUCGUGGAGGCUGUGGAACUGGGAGAUGCAGUAUGCUUGUUCCCUGAGGGUAUGAGCCGGUACCAUCCAACAAUUGCACCGCUCAAGACUGGUGUCGCGAGGAUGGUCUCAGACGUCCUCUCGCGGAACCGACACAAUCCCGACUUUGAGAUAGAUGUUCUGACCUGUUCAAUCACCUACAUGCAUCGAGAACACUUUCGCUCGGAUGUGCUCGUGACGUUCCAUCCACCAAUGAAAUUUACGCCAAAGAACAACCCUGAAUUGCUCACGCCAAUCGACUACAACGAAAUUCGUUCUCUAACUGCGAAGAUGCAUCAGCAAAUCAGCUCGGGAACGCUCGAUGCACCAUCUUGGAGGCUGAUCCGGAAUGCCAAACUUGCUGCUAGGAUGUACGCACCGCUCGGUACGUCCAUGUCGCUAGGCGACUACAUCCGCGUCGUCAGGACGUUCCUGGAGGCUUUCAAGUUGGCGGAGGCGCCACGCGCAGACACCUCCAGUGACGGCGAGGCUCCGCCGCCUGAGCAGGUCGCGCGAGAGGACAUGAAGAUCGUCCAGCUCGGCCGUGACCUCAAGGAAUAUCAAGAUCAGCUUGCACGCUGGGGAAUCAAGGACGACCGCAUACGCCGGCCACUCUCCCGGCCCGUCAUCCUCUACCGCGUCCUCCUCCGCGCCGCUUGGGCGCUCGUCCUCCUCGCGCUCUCCCUCCCCGGCCUGCUGCUCUGGCUCCCUGUCUUCGCCACGACCGUCAUCGCCGUGCACCAGUUCAAGCGCACCGGCCCCGUCUGGGACACGUACGACGAGAUCGCGCAGUACAAGCUCACAUACGGCUUCCUCUCCGGGCUCUGCAUCUGGCUCUUCACCACGCUCGUCACGCUCCCCUUCGCCCCGCUCACCGCCGUGCUCGUCCCCGCGGUGAUGUGGCUCAGCCUGCGCUGGAUGGAGGACGCCAUCGCGGCGUUCCGGGCGCUCGCUUCGCUUACGCGGCUGCUCCUGAUCGGGAAGCCUGCGCUCGCUCAGAUGCGCUCGAGGCGCGAGGAUCUGCAUCGGCGCGUAAUGGAGCUUGCGGUGAGCACACUUGGGCUGCCGGGCGAGCCAGAGAGGUACUUUGCGGAAAGCGGAGGAAGGGAGAAGGGCCGGGUGCAGGGGAGAUGGGCGAGCAAGGCGAAGUACUUUUCUGUGAGGCGGAGGAGAAAACGGGACUGGAAUGAGACGCUUAGGCUUUAUGACCAGGUAGACUAUCCGGGGGACUGA